This is a messenger RNA of Diprion similis, 972 nucleotides long. Its product is annotated as retinol-binding protein pinta-like. The transcript has 7 exons. Gene Ontology annotation, molecular function: phosphatidylinositol bisphosphate binding. The record is from RefSeq and is a predicted model, not a curated record. The coding region runs from base 45 to 968 and encodes 307 amino acids. NCBI's taxonomy places the organism in Eukaryota, Metazoa, Arthropoda, Insecta, Hymenoptera, Diprionidae. Gene Ontology annotation, cellular component: membrane.
UCUAGUGAAAUCUCGUCCUUCCCGAAAUUUUUGGACUACUGAAAAUGGCGCUGAAUAUGGAAUCAUGCAGUAUAGAAGAACUGUGUGCCGCCUCGGGUGGAGGUGAAAAACUGUUAUUUGAACUCCGAGACAGACUUCAAGAGUGGCUUAAGUUUCAACUACAUCUUCCUCAAGAUAUUCCUAAAGAAAUUCUGGAGCAUUUCAUCAUCGCUACGAAGAUGAGCUUAGAACAGGCCAAGAACAAACUGGACAUGUUCUACACGAUGAAGAAGCUGGUACCGGAAGUACUUCGAAACAGAGAUCCGCGUGGUUCUGGUCUGACACGCUUACACAAAAUGAUGCAUACCGUCAUUCUACCAAAAUUGACACCAGAAAAAUACAGAAUCUGCAUUUUUCAAUACUGUGCUGACGACUACAAUGAUUUUAUUGCCGGUGAUGAUGUUAAGUAUGGUCUGAUGAUGGACGAAAUACUGAUGCUGGACAGGGAAGCCCGCAGUCUUGGGAGCAUUUUUAUAUUUGAUCAAUCUAAGAUAACCUUUGGUCUUAUCGCCAAGUAUACUCCGACCCUCGUGAAAAAACUAGAAGUAGUAGCAACGAAAGCUUACGCGAAAAGGAUUAAAGGGAUUCAUUUUAUCAACGCGGCUCCUUUCGUAGAAACUGUAGUCACCCUGGUUCGGAAAGCUUUGAAGCCGAAACUCGCUGCAAGAGUUAACGUUCACCAAAAAGGAAGCUACGAAUCGUUACAUCGGAUAAUACCAAAGUCGAUUCUACCCAAAAAUUAUGGUGGCGAUGAACCAUCCAUAGAAUAUUUCGCUGAGUUGUGGAGGCAGAAAGUUGACGAGAAGCGUGACUGGUUCCUAGAACAGGAUAAGAUUGUGGUCAACGAAGCACUUCGCCCUGGACCACCAGUGAAUGCAGACGACCUCUUCGGCUUUUCUGGAUCUUUUCGGAAGCUAGACGUCGACUAGGAAU